Molecule: messenger RNA, 2352 nt
Organism: Kwoniella botswanensis
Lineage: Eukaryota; Fungi; Basidiomycota; Tremellomycetes; Tremellales; Cryptococcaceae
Exons: 2
Coding region: 1-2352 (783 amino acids)
Source: RefSeq, a predicted model, not a curated record
AUGCCCUCUCUUCCAACAACUCAUUCUAGAGACAGUAAAAAUGGCACAACUGCCAAGAGUAGUAAAUGGAGAGAUCCCAGAUUCUUGAAACAGCUCAGGGGUAAUUCUAGAUAUUCUUCUCCGAAUGAUGUCUCGCAAUCGAGCCAAACCCAAAGUCGUAGUCAGAAAUCACCUACACGAAGAGAAUCGAUCACGAUAACUAGGACGACGAGCUAUGCGAAAGAUGAGAGCAAUCAUGGUAAACAACAGGUCAAUGGGAUUGGCACCAUUCCUCCACACGGACCAUCAGUUUCUAGAAGAGUGUCAAGCACGGAUUACGGAGGACAAGGACAACCUAUGUCCAGACAAGUUUCCAAUUCCGGUUCGAGUUCUCCACCAGGCCAAGGCCAUGGUCUUCAUCCGUAUUACUCUGGAGUACCACUCUCUAGACAAGCUUCCAUUUCUAGCCAACCACCUCCUGCUAAUGGUUCCGGUAAGGGUCAAAGUCGACCAUCGAUCUCACGCCAAAACUCAUGUUCCAAGCACCCUAACUGUCAGAUCGUCAAAAGUUCAGGUAAAUACACCUUGCAUGUAUUCUCGGCUCCGAGAUCUAGAGAACCAAGUAUCGAUAGACAUUCGCGUACUCGAUCGAGAGCAAGAGAGUAUGAAGAUGAUUCGCCACCUUCUAGAAGGAGUCAUGAUCAUAGAGGUAGAUCAUCCUCAAGGGUAUCCGCAAUAUAUUCUCCACCAGAUCGUGAAAGCGAGUAUGGACGUGGACAUGAGGAUCGUACUUCGCGAAGGAGAGGCGAUUCUAGAGCACCAGACUAUCGACUUCCCAAUGAUAGUUAUGACAGUCCACCUAGUCAUACACCCCCAUCAAGGCCUUCCAUUGAUUAUAGGCGAUCGUCAUCCCAGGCUCCUCAUACCAAUGCUAACGGCUACGAUCGUGGGUUUGCUAAAAGAUUCUCAAUAGAGAAUUUCAAUCCUCACACGAUGGACUUGAUCGGAUUCCGAAGAGAUGGAGGAGGGAUCGAAACUAACAUAAGGGAGAGAUUUGACGUUCGACCUAAAUGGGUUUAUGGAUCUACGACGGAUAUACUGAGAACUUCACCUAAUCACUAUCCUAUCAGGACACCGGAUGAUAAUCUGGUUUGGAGGUCGAAAUGUCCUCAUACGGAUGGAAGCAAUCGACCUGAAGAUUGUAAGAUGCUACACACCAACCUCGACCCUUCAUCAAUAUCCAUCACUCCUAUUUCCGAUACGGACCAUACCAACUAUUCCAUCUGUCUCAUGUCUCCUCAUCAUCCUUCUAUCAGAGGUGCUGAGCUGAACCACGAUACGUCGUCAAACACUUUAGAAGCUAAAGUAAGAUCUGUAGAGAAUAUUCAGCAAGACAUGGCUAAUCGAUUUAUCGAAUGGUCAAAUACCCCAAGGGGAAGACAGAGACUGGAUUUGGAAAAUGUAUUUAUGGCUGGAUGUGAUAGUUGGAUGAAAAGGAGAGAUAGGUUGGAAAGAUACAGGAUGGAAUUAAAUGGUAGCCAUACCACCCUCCACGUCAGUAAUGGUAAUACCAAUAAUGGUCUGAAUGGUGAUAGAACCAUCACCACAAACAUUGUUAAUCCAAUAGUCAAGGGUUUCAAAGGAUUAUCCACAGGCCUAGAGAAUGUUUCAAAUGGUUUAGAGCAAAUUACGAACGAUAUCGCCACUCGUCUCACCACAGCUAAUGCCGGUGCGAAUCCCGGUGCUACAAUGCUCGACAGGCUGGAUAGGCUGGAGAGGGUCACAGCUGGGUUUGAGAAUGAGGUAGAUAAAAAGUUCGGAGAUAUAAAGAGUCUUGCAAUUGAAAAUAUGACUGGGUUACUUCGCGAGAAGAAUUGCAAUUCAAUUCAACCUACUAAACUUCAAAAUACAUUGAGAGAGAAUAGCAGCAAAGUGAGAUUCAGUCUGACUGAUGGGAAACAUCUGAAAGAUACUCUGGGUAAUAGUCUUCCAUCGACUGAAUCCUUUACGAAUGCUACUGCGCCACCACCUGGAGCAGGAUCGGCGGUAGGAAGAGCAGCAAUGUUGGCCACUAGGACGGAGGAAUCUUCCAAAUUCUUCAAAGAUCAUUUCAAAACUAUCAGACAAUCAAUCACCGAACUGAUCAAGUGGAACAAUGCCGAUCGUGAUAAGGAGAACGUUUUGAGUAUACUUGGCAAAGACCUGAAUCAGAUACAUGAACAGAUGGUAGACAAUCAAAUUGCAGUUGAUAGUUUAAAAGAAUACGUACAGAGUGGUCAAAAUAGUUGGAUCGAUAAGAUGGAUCGUGAAUUGGAAGAUGUUCAACGAGAGGAAGAAAGACUGAAAGUGUUUAGAAAUAUCUUAUUAUCUUGA